GGCUACUGUUACUUCAGAAUCAGAAUUCCAACACAUGCUCCGUGUUUGUAACACCAAUCUUGAUGGUCGUAGAAAAGUUCCAUAUGCUCUCACUGGAAUUAAGGGAUGUGGAAGAAGAUAUGCUUACCUUGUUUGUAAAAGAGCUGGUAUUGAUGUCAAUAAGAGAGCUGGUCUUAUGACACCAGCAGAAAUUGAAAAGAUUGUUGAUAUUCUUAACAAUCCACUUAACUAUAAAAUCCCAGUUUGGUUCUUGAACAGACAAAAAGAUAAUAAAGAUGGUAAAGAUUCUCAACUUAUUGCUAAUGCUGUUGAAACUAGACUUAGAGAAGAUAUUGAAGCUCUUAAGAAAAUGAGAGCACAUAGAGGUCUUAGACAUUACUGGGGAUUGAGAGUUAGAGGUCAACAUACUAAGACCACUGGAAGAAGAGGAAGAACUGUUGGAGUUUCCAGAACUAAAGGAGCUUAA
This is a messenger RNA of Entamoeba nuttalli P19, 466 nucleotides long. RefSeq names its product ribosomal protein S13p/S18e protein. Lineage: Eukaryota; Evosea; Mastigamoebida; Endamoebidae. The record is from RefSeq and is a predicted model, not a curated record. Bases 35 to 466 code for a protein of 143 amino acids. Gene Ontology annotation, cellular component: small ribosomal subunit; ribosome; cytosol. Gene Ontology annotation, biological process: translation. The transcript has a single exon. Gene Ontology annotation, molecular function: RNA binding; structural constituent of ribosome.